Aaosphaeria arxii CBS 175.79 is the source of this 1694-nucleotide messenger RNA. RefSeq names its product NAD(P)-binding protein. The record is from RefSeq and is a predicted model, not a curated record. Gene Ontology annotation, molecular function: nucleotide binding. The transcript has a single exon. Bases 239 to 1273 code for a protein of 344 amino acids. Lineage: Eukaryota; Fungi; Ascomycota; Dothideomycetes; Pleosporales.
CACGAACUACUACAACUACCUUUUUCAUCAAUCAGAGAGUUUAGUCUCACAACACGACAGCGAAGACGACAACGACGCCACGAUACUCCUUUAUAAGAAUCAAGAACGUCCACCAUCUUUCAUCUCUCUCAACUCCAACUCAACUCACUUCUACACUCAAUUGAACCCCUGAUCCCAACUUCAUCCCCUCACACGUACAGCUCAUCAAUCCAUUUUUCUCAUCAACUCAACAUCCAGCAUGGCCCCAAUUCCCUUUGGCGUGAUCGGCACCGGCUGGAUCACCGACUCGUACAUCGUCGGUGCCCACGCGACAGGCGAAUGGCUAUUCUCUGCCGUCUCCUCGCGCUCCGCCGAGACGGGCAAGAAGUUCGCAGCCAAAUACGCUUCAGCGAACCCCAACAUCAACGUCCACACCUCCGUAGAGGACAUCGCCGCUGACCCUAGCAUCACAACCGUCUACAUCGCCUCGCCCAACAGUCUCCACUACUCCCAAGCGAAGACGGUCCUCUCCGCCGGCAAGCACGUCAUCCUCGAGAAGCCUGCAACCGCCAACCUCAAGCAACUCGAAGAGCUCUUCGCGCUCGCCUACUCCAAGAACCUCAUCCUCAUCGAAGCCUACCGCCACGUGCAAGAAGCCAACUUCAAGAUCCUCAAAUCCGCCAUCUCCACCAAACUCGGCGCCAUCCUCGGCGCCCGCCUCGACUUCUGCCAACUCUCCUCAAAAUACAACGACGUGAUCGCCGGCCGCCAACCCCAAGUCUUCUCGCGGCAAUACGCAGCCGGCUCCCUCGUCGACCUAGGCGUCUACAACGUCUCCGCGGCCGUCGACCUCUUCGGCUCCCCCGACAAAGUCGACUACGUGCCCUACAUCCUGCCGCAGACCGACGGCGCCGACGGCUCCGGAAACCUCCUCCUCAAAUACCCCACCUUCCCCGUCAACCUCACCAUCUCCAAGAUCUUCACCUCGACCGCCCCCGCCGUCGAAAUCUACGGCGAAAAGGGCGUCCUCGUCGCCCCGACACUCACGGACAUCGAGUCCGUCACAUUCAUCCCGUCCGGCAAGAACACGACGAGAGAGGAGCUUGCGGGCCCGAAAGAGCCCGCGGAGUUGAACUUGAAGGAGGAGGCGGCGGACCACGCGAGGAUCAUACAGACGGCGGAUUGGGAGGGGGUGAAGAAGUGGGAGGCGCUUAGUAGGGGGGUUGUCAAGAUCACGGAGGCGGCGAGAAGGCAGAAUGGGAUUGUGUUCCCUGGGCAGGAGUUUGAGGGGUAGAAAAUUUAAGUAAAGGGGGUUAGAUGAAUGGGGAAUCAAACGGGGAUUUUCCCAUCGACUUUUUUACAUCGAUACAGAAUAGAUUUUUCUCCAGAAGAAGAGAUGAUGGGACAAGAAUGAUGGAGGUCUGAGUGAUGUUUAAGUUCGCCUGUGGAACAUUGCUACCUUCAAGGCAUAUCUUCCUGGCUACCUAUCUGUCUGCCUGCCAUAUAUGUCUAUGGGUUAGAAGGGAGAGGGGGAGGGAGAAACGCGACACCCGUGGCCCUCUAUAGACUUUCCAACUAGUUGAUCCGAAUACGUGCAUACAUUAGGGCAUUAAGUAUCAAAUACCGUUGGGAAAGCAUGGCAAGUAUCAGCCUAAUUUUUGAAGUAAGUUUAGCGGGAUUGUUAGUUGGUGUGAUAUCUAGGACCUUGGCUUUAG